Messenger RNA from Cloeon dipterum, 3742 nucleotides. RefSeq names its product glutamate receptor ionotropic, kainate 2-like. Bases 57 to 2768 code for a protein of 903 amino acids. The transcript is spliced from 16 exons. Gene Ontology annotation, biological process: monoatomic ion transport; synaptic transmission, glutamatergic; modulation of chemical synaptic transmission. Gene Ontology annotation, cellular component: postsynaptic density membrane; plasma membrane. Lineage: Eukaryota; Metazoa; Arthropoda; Insecta; Ephemeroptera; Baetidae. The record is from RefSeq and is a predicted model, not a curated record. Gene Ontology annotation, molecular function: glutamate receptor activity; transmitter-gated monoatomic ion channel activity involved in regulation of postsynaptic membrane potential.
GUCAAUCGCUCAGUCGUCCGUCGGCCGGCGAUGCAGCAGCAGCAGCCGCCGCCGCGAUGACCGCCACGCUGCUGCUGCUCGUGCUUUUCACCCUCGCACCCCUCUCCCUCCAGGGGCCGGACAGGAACGUCAUCAGAGUCGGAGGACUCUAUGUGCCUAACUACGAGGAGCUGAUGGUCGCCUUCAGGGCGGCCGUGGACCACGUCAACGCCGACAAGAGCGUCCUGCCCAAGCACCAAAUGAUGGCCGUCACUGAGAAAGUCUCGCUAAAGGACUCGCUCAGCACCUGCGCCAAAGUAUGUGAGCUGAUGCAGACGGGCGUGUCAGGGGUGUUCGGCCCUCAGAGCGAGGACACGGCCGAGCACGUGCAGUCCGUGUGCGACACAAUGGAGGUGCCGCACGUCGAGAUGCGCUGGGACCUGGCGCAACGCAGAGGCGCCUGUGCCGUCAACUUGUUUCCGCACCCCAGCGUGCUCGCCAGCGCGAUCAGGGAUCUGGUGGAGACCUGGGAGUGGAAGAGCUUCACCAUAAUUUACGAGACCGACGACGGACUCAUUAGACUGAACGAGUUGCUGAAGCUGUACGACCCCAAGGGACACACGGUCACUGUCAGACAGCUCGAGCCGGGAGACAACAACAGACCACUCUUGAAGCGAAUCAAGAACAGUAACGAGAUUAAUAUCGUUCUCGACUGCACGAUUGAAAAAUUGCCCGAAAUUUUGAUGCAAGCUCAACAAGUGGGACUCAUGGCUGGCUACUACAGUUACAUUAUCACGAAUCUGGAUAUGCACACGUUGGACUUGGAGCCGUACCAAUACGGUGGUACCAACAUAACCGGCAUCAGGGUAGUCGACCCUUCCGACCCUGACGUCCGCACCGCAGUGCAGGAGAUGAACGACCUCUCGCGCAACUUCUCCUUCGCCCCGGAAACCCUGCGAAUGGAGACGGCGCUUAUGUACGACUCGGUGCGUCUGUUCGCCAAGGCGUUACACUGGCUGGUUCACAGUCAGCGCGUCUCCUUCCGACCCCUCAACUGCGAGACUGUCGAAAACUGGGAGCAUGGCUUCAGCCUCGUCAACUUCAUGAAAUCGACUGAAAUUAAGGGAACAACCGGAGUGACCAGGUUCGACAACGAGGGCUUCAGGUCGCACCUGGUGCUAGACAUAGUUGAGCUGAACUACGACGGUCUCGUGAGCAUCGGCUCGUGGAACUCGACCGACGGCGUGAACCUGACCAGGGUCCACAAGGCGGCCAUCCAAGAAGGCUCCGAAAGUCUGCAGAACAAAACCUUUGUCGUCAUGACAGCCCUCAGCGACCCGUACGGCAUGCUGAAGGAGACGAGUCUGAAGCUGAACGGCAACGACCGCUUCGAGGGCUUCGGCACCGAGCUGAUUCAGGAGAUCUCGAUGAUGCUCGGCUUCAACUACACGUUCAAGCUGCAGGACGACGGCGUUUACGGCUCCAUAAACAAACAGACCGGCCAGUGGAACGGCAUGCUGAGAGAAAUCAUUGACGGGAGAGCCGACUUGGCCAUAACUGACUUGACGAUCACUUACGACCGAGAGAGCGCCGUCGACUUCACCAUGCCCUUCAUGAAUCUCGGAAUCAGCAUCCUGUACCGGAAGCCGACCAAGCAGCCGCCCAGCCUCUUCUCCUUCAUGUCUCCCUUCUCCAACGAAGUCUGGGUCUACAUGUUUUCCGCCUACAUCGGCGUCUCUGUCUUGCUUUUUGCCCUCGCGAGGUGCAGUCCAUACGAGUGGACGAACCCGUAUCCGUGCAUUGAAGAGCCGGACCACCUGGAAAACCUGUUCUCGCUGAAAAACUCGCUGUGGUUCACGAUCGGCUCGCUUAUGCAACAGGGUUCGGACAUCGCUCCGACGGCCGUGUCGACGCGCAUGGUGGCCGGCAUCUGGUGGUUCUUCACGCUCAUCAUGGUCUCUUCGUACACGGCCAACUUGGCCGCCUUCCUCACCAUUGAGAGCAUGUCGUCGCCGAUCAAAUCAGUUGAGGAUCUGGCCAACCAGAAUGUCAUCAAGUACGGUGCCAAGAGGGACGGCUCCACCGCCUCUUUCUUCAGGGAUUCGAAUUACUCGACGUAUCAGAGAAUGUGGCAGUUCAUGAAAGACAACCCUGAUGUGUUCACGUCGACCAACCAGGAGGGCAUCCAGCGAGUGAAAAGCUCGAACGGCAAGUACGCCUUCUUCAUGGAGUCGUCAUCCAUCGAGUAUGUAGUUGAGCGAGAGUGUGAAUUGGCCCAGGUUGGAGGCCUGCUCGACGCCAAAGGCUACGGCAUCGCCAUGCGCAAAAAUUCACCGUACCGAAACGCAAUUAGUGCGGCCGUCCUCAAGCUGCAAGAAGUGGGCAAAAUGUAUGCCCUGAAGGUCAAAUGGUGGAAGGAGAAGAGAGGUGGCGGACAGUGCAAGGAUGAUUCAGCCGGCAGUGGAGCGGCCAGUGAGCUCGGCCUGGCCAACGUGGGUGGCGUGUUCGUCGUGCUGAUCGCCGGGUGCGUGAUGGCCAUCUUCAUUGCCUUGCUGGAGCUGUGCUGGCAUGUCGGCCAACUUUCAAGGGACAAAAGGAUUCAGUUCUGGCCGGAAAUCGGGUCGGAAAUCAAGUUUGCGCUCAAGUGCAAAGGCUCAACGAAGCCGGUGAAGAAGCUGGAGAACGAGGAAGACACGACCGUCGAGGAGGACGUCAUGGACGGCUUCACUCCGUUGAGUCAGUACGCGCUGCCGAUUAAGUCAAAGAGCAAGAGCAGCAUCAACGCCUGACGCGUUGCUCAAUUGUGAAAAUGACAGCUAACGGUAUAUUUAUGUCACUGGAUAAAGGACAAAUUGGCUUUAGAAAAUAUCCAAAGGAAAUUAAGCCAUAAAUCAUUCUCAACUAGAAGUUUACGACGUAUAUAAUUUCGGCAUUCUUUUAAUAUUUGGGAAAAAAUUUUAAAUUAAAACAGGAAAAUCUCAAGACGGACUGAGAUAUUUUCCUGGAUUGUACAGGCAGGAAAUUAAAAAAGUAUUUAAGAACAAUGAGGAAAACUUGGGCUUAUAUGAAAUAGAUAAUUUAAAAAAUUUUAAAUUUUAGAAAUAAUUUUCUCCUCAAUUUACCUUCCAGGGAAUAAAAAAUCAUCAAGUUAUAUAGGUUGAAUUUUUGCCAAUUUUGUCCAUUGACUGGUUAAUUUCGUCAUCUAUACUUAACGUUCAGGGCCUGGUACCAAAGUUUUGUUUCAAUGAAACUAUCUGUGGUUAAUAUUAAAAUUAUUUAAUCCUCCAACACCAAGGGAGCUACAAAAUUACAUUUCUCGAGUCACUUACUCAACUACAGAAAAAAUAGAAGACGCCUAUAGCUGGUAUCUUAACAAUAAUUAGUUAAUCAAUUGUAAGAUUAUAAAUAGAUAUUCUUUAAAUCGAAUAAAUUUUGUACAAAAGUGCUAGGCAUUAGCAUCGAAAACUGGGUCGGGUAAAAACAAGGACAGAGGGAGUCGUAUCAUAACUGCAUUAAAUGGAAUGGAUUUCCUCACGUCAACACAAACAUUGAGUAGAAAGGGAUGAGAUUUACAACUAAUCAUAAGUAUCUGAGUGUCUGGCAGAAUCGCUUGGUUAGUCUAAAAAAGGGUGUCGUCGUUCAUGUGUGUAUAAAAAUAGACGACACGUCUUGCGGAAAAGCACCACGCUUUUAGCAGCACUGUCUUUUGUAAAUUCCUAAUUAUUGUAACUGCACAGUGAAUAAACUCAAUUUUGCAGCCAUA